AUGAAGAAAAGGGUUGACGUUUUCGCUUUAAGCAUCUACGGUUUGGUCAUCUUCCCCAAGGCAUUAGGGCACGUAGAUGAAGUAGUCUCAGACCUAUUUGAUCGACUUGACAAAUGGGUUACACUCGUCCCUACGAUUUUAGCUGAAACUUUUAGGUCUUUAAACGCGUGCCGGAAAGAGGGUGAGGGCAAAUUUAUAGGGUGUGCACAGCUGUUGUUAACAUGGUUCCAUAGCCACUUCUGGAAGGAAGUAGUGGCUACACUGAGGCGAGACGACAUUUCAGAAAAGAAAUGGAUGGCGAUUCUCCAGAAUCUACAAGUCGAAGAUGUCGAAUGGAAGACUCCAUGGAUGAUCCCUGAUGAGAUCUUGUAUUGCUAUGGAGAUUUUGAUUGGGUUCUCCUACUUGGGAUUUGGGGAGCCGUUAGAUAUGUUCCACUUCUCGUGUUAAGGCAGCAUCGAUCAAAGCAGUUCAUACUAGCGACACAAGUGUUGGCUCAAUGCGAGUUCACUUACAAGGGCGAUAAUUAUAGAAAUAAGAUUCGUGAAAUAUUGAACACUUGGAACCAAACCCGUAGAAUGAAAGGAUUCGCCGCAGGUCCGAUGACGACCCUUGAGUAUGACUGGUGGUGGGGUACAAGAAUCAAGAACAUCCCAAUUCCAAGUCAAGAAAGCACUCGCCCAAUAGAGAAGCACUUACAAGUAAUCCCGUCUGAAUUAGAGAUCAUCAAGCAAGAUUUUGAGAAAAGGAGUUGGGAAUUAGAAAAGAAAAUAGAGCAGUUAGAGAAGGAAAAGAUAUGGCUAGGACUAGACGUCGACAUCCACAAGCUAGAGGCCGAGAAAUUAAGAAAAGGCAAAAAUAAGGCCGAAGAAUAUUUGGAUAUUUUGAAGACAGAUUACAAGAAGCUGCGUAUGUCAAUAAGAACUGUUGGUUUGGGUAAAACAUUAGAGUAA
This is a messenger RNA of Gossypium arboreum, 951 nucleotides long. RefSeq lists its product as uncharacterized. The record is from RefSeq and is a predicted model, not a curated record. The transcript is spliced from 2 exons. Lineage: Eukaryota; Viridiplantae; Streptophyta; Magnoliopsida; Malvales; Malvaceae. The coding region runs from base 1 to 951 and encodes 316 amino acids.